AUGUUUCAACUAAUUGAAGAGUACGAGAUUUGGGGUUUGAAGGUCAACAUUCAAAAAACCAAGUAUCUGUGUGUCGGCGGAGAAGCAAGUGAUCUCACGAUGAAUGAUGGAAAAAUAAUAACACACUGCCAGAACUACAACUAUCUGGGAGUUAUUUUUGACUCGACCGGAACGGACAAUCAUGAAAUAGAGAGAAGAAUAACCACAGCAAAAAAGGCAAUAUCCUGUCUCAACGGCAUAUUAUGGAAUAAAAAUAUAACUAAAAGAAGAAAGUUCAACAUUUAUGAAACCUUAGUGAAAAGCAGUCUAUUGUAUGGGUCAGAGAAUUGGAGACUAACUGAAAAAUAUAAGAGAAAAUUGGAAGCAGUUGAAAUGGACGCAAUGAGAAGAUCGCUCAGGAUAUCAAGGAGGGAAAGAAUCAGAAAUGAGACCGUUAAAGAAAUGAUGGGUAUUGAAGGAACCCUAAUGGAUGACAUCGAAAAAAGACAGCUGAUAUGGUACGGCCACAUACAACGUAUGUCAGAAACGAGACUCCCAAAGCAAGUAAUGAACUGGCAGCCCGCAGAACGUAGGAAGAGAGGAAGACCAAAGACCAGUUGGAAACAGGGCGUCGUUAAAGCUAUGAGCACAAGAAACUUGCAAGAACUGGACUGGGAAGAUAGAAGAAGAUGGAGGCAGGGCGUCGGACAACGUCGGAAGACGUUCUGA
Molecule: messenger RNA, 708 nt
Organism: Coccinella septempunctata (seven-spotted ladybird)
Lineage: Eukaryota; Metazoa; Arthropoda; Insecta; Coleoptera; Coccinellidae
Exons: 1
Coding region: 1-708 (235 amino acids)
Source: RefSeq, a predicted model, not a curated record